CACCACACUCCACUAGUCCACUACGUGAGUGAGGCUGUGGUUGUGUUGUGAAAGAGUCGUUGGUCGUCGCCGUGAGCAGCGAGGUUGUUGUGGUGGUUAUGAGCGUUAUCACGAAUUGAUUAGAAUCGCUAUUUAAACCGUAUCUGAUCAAUUAAAAGGCCCAUACAUGAGUGAACCAGAAGUAAAGAAACAGAAAAUGUCGAGCUUGACGCAGCUAAAAUCAUUUACCACUGUUGUGGCGGAUACUGGGGAUUUUGAAGCCAUGAAGAAGUACAAACCGACAGAUGCCACAACAAACCCAUCUCUCAUGUUGGCAGCGGCAUCUCUGCCUCAAUACAAACAUCUAAUUGAGAAGGCUGUGGACUAUGGAAAGAAAAAUGGAAAGACUCUCAAGGACCAAGUGGAUGCUGCCAUGGAUAAGAUGGUUGUGCUGUUUGGUGUAGAGAUACUGAAUAUCAUCCCCGGACGUGUCUCCACAGAGGUUGACGCCAGAAUCUCGUUUGACAAGGAGGCUAGCAUCGCCAAGGCUCGCAAGAUAGUCAAGCUUUACGAGGAACAUGGGAUCAAGAAGGAGAGGAUUCUGAUCAAGAUGGCCUCUACCUGGGAGGGUAUUCAGGCUGGCAAAACCCUGGAAAAGGACUUCGGUAUCCACUGUAACCUGACGCUGCUGUUCUCAUUCUGCCAGGCCGUGGCGUGCGCCGAAGCUGGUGUCACUCUCAUCUCUCCCUUCGUCGGACGCAUCCUCGACUGGCAUGUGGCCAACACGGACAAGAAGAUGUUUGCGCCCCAUGAAGACCCUGGGGUGCAGUCAGUCACUAAGAUCUACAACUACUACAAGAAGUACGGUUACAAGACCGUGGUAAUGGGUGCUUCUUUCCGUAAUGCAGGGGAGAUACGAGCACUGGGCGGAUGUGAUCUACUCACCAUCAGCCCCAAACUGCUGGAAGAGCUGGAGAGUUCCAGUGAGCCCGUCCACGAGGUGCUUUCCGAGAAGACAGCCAAGAAGCUGGACCAGGAUAAGAUAACCCUGAAUGAAGCAAUGUUCCGGUGGCAACUGAACGAGGACCAGAUGGCCACAGACAAGUUGUCCGAAGGCAUCCGCAAGUUUGCAGAGGACUCUCGAAAGCUUGAGAAACUUCUGCAGGACCUCAUCCAGAAGAAGUAGGAUUCCAUUGAUGCCGACUGAUCUUUUCAUUCCUUUGUUACAUUCUAGCUGCUGGGGGUGGAAUUUUUAUAUGGUUGUGUCAAAUAAAGAGGUUUAUUUUCUGUAA
Molecule: messenger RNA, 1271 nt
Organism: Homalodisca vitripennis (glassy-winged sharpshooter)
Lineage: Eukaryota; Metazoa; Arthropoda; Insecta; Hemiptera; Cicadellidae
Gene: Taldo
Product: transaldolase
Exons: 8
Coding region: 167-1165 (332 amino acids)
Biological process (GO): pentose-phosphate shunt; carbohydrate metabolic process; pentose-phosphate shunt, non-oxidative branch
Cellular component (GO): intracellular anatomical structure; cytoplasm
Molecular function (GO): transaldolase activity
Source: RefSeq, a predicted model, not a curated record